This is a messenger RNA of Hydatigera taeniaeformis, 2022 nucleotides long. The record is from the annotation of a GenBank genome assembly. Lineage: Eukaryota; Metazoa; Platyhelminthes; Cestoda; Cyclophyllidea; Taeniidae.
AUGUGGCCAACGCGGAGCCUCAGCCAACGUCAGGACGAUAUCAUUACCCUCUCAGGCUUCGAGCGCAUGAAUGUGGUGCUUCCUCGCAAUCGCACGCCUGUGGACGACGCCACAGCUGCUCUUGAGAAGUGGCGCCUGCUCUCACGCCACUACGUUGAUGUUGAAGGUCUAGUAACUGGUCUGACACUUGCUGGAUGGUCUGCCUGGGCGAAAGAGGUACUCAUUCGAUUUGGUCAGGAUGUGGGAUUGGCAACAAAGUCCGAGAAGGUUACAUUCGAUGUGAAGGAAGCAGGGGAUGCAUCAGCAGAAGAGCGAAUGAAUUUAGAGAUAGAGAUGAAGGAAAAUUUGUCAGCUGAUAAAGAAUUGCUCCGCCAAAGUACGAAUGAAAAUGACACCUCUGUAAAGUCUCCACACGAUGAAAUUUCUGAAACUGUGCACCAAAACUGGAGCCAAGAGUCUAUCAGAUCGGAAUUAAUAUGCGAAAGCAGUGUCGAUGACUUUGAUAAACAAUCCUCACUGAAUGCUAUCGGUAACCAGUGUCAUGGUGAGCCAGGAUUUAGCCCUAUCCAAGAGGGUAGUGUGCUGGAAGCCUCGUCUACAGAACAAAAUGUCUUGUCUGAAGAAGGGGAUUCAAAAAAUUCCUCCUUGCCAAGUAGUAGACCUGGCAGUAUUGUGAAAGAAGCAGAAACGGAGCAACAUAAUUCCUCUAAUGAUGUAUCCGACAACUCAUCACACAACUCUCUUAAACAGGAUGAACUCGUUGAUAAAUCUGAUCACUUCAGCGAAGAGGACGAAAUAAUAGAUAGCUCUCCAACCCAUUUCAGCUGUAAAACCUCUUUGAGCAACGAUACGUCUACAAAGAGAAAUGACUGUUCACGACAAAUAUCUAGGUAUAUUGGUCAAAAGGAUAGCAAAAGUACUCGCCAUAUUCGAAGUGCAAAGCCAUGUAACCGAGGGGAAUCAAGCAAGACGACCACCAAGGCCAGUAUAUCAGAUUACAAGUUGCAAAACUCUCACGAUAAGAGUAGCACAUGUGCAAUACAUGGUGCUUGGAAAUCGCACGAAAAUUUCAAAGUGAAGUCCGUUGGAUCAGAAGGAGAUGAAGAAACAAACUCCCAAAAACAAAAGUUGGAAAGUGACAGAGGUGAAAUGGAGGAGUGUCCAACACAAAAACCAAUGACAAGUAAAAGGGCUGCUUCUGUAAACACCAGUGAGUCCAUGAAGGAUGAGCAUCAUAGUGAUCGUACACUUUCUUUCGAAAUGGACAAUUACUGCUUUUGCACUGAAGCUAAAAAGAAUAAAAUUAAACAAGAUGCACUGGUUGUGAGGAGGGAUACAGUGGAACCAAAAAGCGAAUCGUCAAAAAAUGAGAAUCUAAAAGGCAGCUCGAAAGGGGAGGAGGACGAGCACGGAUCUGAUAAGAUAAUGAAGUUCGAUGCUGAUGCUAGUUUAGCUAAAGUUAAAGAUGAGGACUCAACAUGUCAAUGUGAAAUACCUACUAGUCAAGGGGAGGACGCAAUGUCAAAUGACGAUUGCAGCAUUCGACCCAGCCCCUUACAAUAUGAUGACAACGAGAAAGGCAUUGGUGAGUCGCGUUCGAAGGAAGAUGAACCUGUAGAAAAGCUAGUCGAGAAUAUUAUAAAAUCGUCGCCAAAGUCAAAACUUUUAAUGACUGGUCGACGCACCUCGAAAAUUCAGAAAAACAACCACCUUUCAAAGGGAAAUAAGAAGUCACACAAAGUAUUUCACGAAAAGACAAAGGGUGACAAUGAGGCAAAUAAAGUGGAAUUAACGAAAGCAGCAAAGAGGGGAGGAUGUGGUUCAACGAAAAGCGCUUCAUUUCGGGAAGAGGAAAGCCCAAAGGAUAGCAAUAUUCCGAACGAAAUCGAAAACCAAAUUAUCAGAAUUAGUAUAGAAUCGGAGAAUUCAGGAAAGACACCCUCGAUAUCAAGUAGUAAGAAAAAGUCAAGGGAUGAGAAUUCGAGAGGGAAGAAAAAUAGGGGAGCUAAUGAGAAGAAGUAG